Molecule: messenger RNA, 1457 nt
Organism: Ficedula albicollis (Collared flycatcher)
Lineage: Eukaryota; Metazoa; Chordata; Aves; Passeriformes; Muscicapidae
Gene: AGK
Product: acylglycerol kinase
Exons: 15
Biological process (GO): protein insertion into mitochondrial inner membrane; ceramide biosynthetic process
Cellular component (GO): mitochondrion; TIM22 mitochondrial import inner membrane insertion complex
Molecular function (GO): ATP-dependent diacylglycerol kinase activity; ceramide kinase activity; acylglycerol kinase activity
Source: RefSeq, a predicted model, not a curated record
GGGGAGGCGAAAGCGCUGGCAACCCUCCGGCACCACUGGAAGAAAUCCGCGCUCGGAGCCUGCCUGCUGGGCUGGGGCGGCCACUGGCUCUACGGGAAGCACUGUGAUGACCUGGUUCGAAGAGCUGCAUGCCAAGAAGCCCAGGCUUUUGGCAACCAGCUGAUUCGUGCCACUGUGCCACUGAAGAAAGCAACAGUCUUCCUCAACCCAGCAGCUUGCAAAGGCAAAGCUGUGAACCUUUUUGAAAAGAAUGCUGCACCAAUUCUGCACUUAUCUGGCAUGGAUGUAACUGUGGUUAGGACUGAUUAUGAGGGACAAGCAAAAAGGCUUAUGGAAUUAAUGGAAAGCACGGAUGUGAUCAUUAUUGCAGGAGGAGAUGGCACAGUCCAAGAGGUCAUAACUGGACUUCUCCGUAGAGCAGAUGAGGCUGCCUUCAGUAAGAUUCCUAUAGGAUUCAUACCCCUUGGAAAAACUUGCAAUUUGAGCCACACACUGUACCCUGAGAGCACGAGUCAAGUCCAACAUAUUACUAAUGCUGCGUUGGCCAUUUUGAAAGGAGAGACAGUUCCACUUGAUGUCUUGCAGAUCAAGGGAGAAAAGGAACAGCCUGUGUUUGCAGUCUCUGGUUUAAGAUGGGGAGCUUACAGAGAUGCAGGAGUUAAAGUUAGCAACUACUGGUACCUUGGGCCUCUGAAAACCCAAGCAGCUCAUCUUUUCAGUACAUUUAAGGAGUGGCCUCAGAAGCAUCAAGCUGCUCUCAUGUACCUGGGUCCAACUGAGAGACCUCCAGAAGAGCCAGAGGAGACAUGCAGGCCUCAUUUCCUUGUGAGGCUUUACAGACGAAUUCGGUCGUGCUGCUUCCCUCCAAAAGAAGCCUGUGAGGAGGUAGCCCCUGAGGACUGGGAAGAACUGAACUUGUCCACCAUUGAGCUUUCCAUUGCAACUCAGAACAGGCAGCUUGAUCUAACACGCUCUGAGGACUUCAUGGACAUUUGCAUUGAAACAGACAAUCUCAGCAAACAGCAGUUUGUUCAGAGAGGAAGUCAAAAGAUGCAUGAUCCACACAUGUGCCCUGAAGGGAGUCAGCACAUCCAAGCCAGCAGAUGCAUCUUGCAACUUCCAGAGGGCACUGAGGGAUCCUUUGGCAUUGAUAACGAGGAGUAUGAAGCUAUGCCUGUGGAGGUGAAGCUCUUACCCCGCAAACUCAAGUUCUUCUGUGACCCCAGAGUGAGAGAGCAGAUGCUGCAGGCAGCAGAAGAAGGAGAAUGCAUGGCAGAGGAGCAAGGCUCACCACCAGCAUGUUGUCAUCAAGACUCAUGAGACCCAACUAACUCAAUUAACCCCACGAGACUAAUAAGCCUUUUGGCUGUUUUUACGUGCAAGCUACUUCCUUUGGAAGUGUAAGAUUUGACUGGUCUUAAAGGGGUUAAAAAUGCAAAUUAAAAUUCUGAAAAGUA